AAAUUUAUUGAUAAAAAAAUUUCAGUAAUUUAUUGAUUGUAAAUAAAAAAUUUGACUAAAGAGAUAAAAGCAGUACACUUAGGAAGACUCCCCAAAACUCAGCAAGGCUUCUUGCCACAGUUGCCUAUAAUCUGAAGCUGCAAGUUGAAGUUGAAAUCUUCGUCUCGCUCUUGCUGAAAUGGUUGGUUCUCAAAUCUCAAUAGUUACCCGUCAAAGGGAUAGGAAAUUGCUUGUAACAGCAAAGUGGAAAAGCCAAAAAACUGAAGGGUAAUGGAUCACAGAAGAUUGCACUGUCAAUGGCGAAAAUGGAGAACAGCCGAAAAACUGUCUUCCAAAUCCGGGAGCAAGAAAUUCGCAAAGAUGGAUAUGCAGAAGAAGAAAGAAUAUGCGUGGAGCUUUC
Messenger RNA from Rubroshorea leprosula, 400 nucleotides. Lineage: Eukaryota; Viridiplantae; Streptophyta; Magnoliopsida; Malvales; Dipterocarpaceae. The record is from the annotation of a GenBank genome assembly.